AUGCGUCUUUCAUUCAUUCUGGCUGCGACUUUGACGGGCCUGUUGGCCUGUGCAACUGCUUCCGACUCGGAGAAAAUCAUCAGGAUUUCCAAUGAGCAAGUACUCUCGGACCGCCAGUUACUUGACACUGUCGUCAACGACAACGAGAAGCGCUUUCUGAGAGCUUACAAUGAUGCUGAGGACGAUAGUGAAGACCCCAAGAAUGUGAAGAACACCGUUGACGCCAAGCCCGCUGACGAAUCGGAAGACUCUGAACUCAGCGAGGAGGAGCGAUUCUCGCUCAUCCAGAUGUCCAACCAGCCCCGAUACUACUGGUGGUUCCAGCACGAAAUGACCCCUCGCGAUGUUCGCAGGGCGUUGGGUUUGAGGGCGGGCUCGAUCAAGCUGGUUAAGCGCUCGAUCUACAGAGGUUACGUCAAGUACUACAACAAGCAUUGCAGCUACUACGAGAACCGCAAGAAGGAUUUUUGCAAGGCUAAGGAGUAUUAG
Molecule: messenger RNA, 489 nt
Organism: Phytophthora infestans T30-4
Lineage: Eukaryota; Oomycota; Peronosporomycetes; Peronosporales; Peronosporaceae
Product: secreted RxLR effector peptide protein, putative
Exons: 1
Coding region: 1-489 (162 amino acids)
Source: RefSeq, a predicted model, not a curated record